AUGUAUUUCCGAAACCUCUUCGUCUCUCUUUUCUUGGUCUUCGCCGUCAGCUUUGCGCUCGUUCGGGCUGAAGAAGCUAAGGAGCCUCGCGGCCCCAAGAUUACCUCCAAGAUCUACUUCGAUAUUCAGCAUGGAGAUGAGCCCCUUGGUCGCAUUGUGAUGGGCUUGUACGGCAAGACCGUCCCUGAGACCGCUGAGAACUUCCGCGCUCUGGCUACUGGCGAGAAGGGCUUUGGUUAUCAGGACUCGACCUUCCACCGUGUUAUUAAGGAUUUCAUGAUUCAGGGUGGUGACUUCACCAAGGGCGAUGGCACCGGCGGAAAGUCGAUUUACGGCAACAAGUUCAAGGAUGAGAACUUCAAAUUGCGUCACACCAAGAAGGGCCAGCUGAGUAUGGCCAACGCCGGCAAGGACACCAACGGUUCUCAAUUCUUCAUCACCACCGCUGUCACCUCUUGGCUCGAUGGCCGCCACGUCGUCUUCGGCGAGGUCCUUGAGGGCUACGAGAUUGUCGACAAGAUCCAAAACGUUCCUAAGGGAUUUAACGACAAGCCUAGACUGGCUGUCAAGAUCGUGAAGAGCGGUGAGCUCGAGCUUGAGCCUGAGACCGAGGACAAAGAACUCGACCAAGAGCCGGGCGUCACCGAUGAAGCUCCCGAUGCUACCGAUGUUCCCGAGGCUGCCACGCCAUCCUACUUCCUGCAGCCGGCCGUGAUUUUCUUCGUUCUGGUCGGCGUUGUGGGUGUCUGGAUUGCCCGUCAGCGAGGCCAGCAGCACCAGCAAGAGAAGGAACAGUAUGAUGCAUAA
Messenger RNA from Penicillium digitatum Pd1, 807 nucleotides. RefSeq names its product peptidylprolyl isomerase. Gene Ontology annotation, biological process: protein peptidyl-prolyl isomerization; protein folding. The record is from RefSeq and is a predicted model, not a curated record. Gene Ontology annotation, molecular function: peptidyl-prolyl cis-trans isomerase activity. NCBI's taxonomy places the organism in Eukaryota, Fungi, Ascomycota, Eurotiomycetes, Eurotiales, Aspergillaceae.